This is a messenger RNA of Sciurus carolinensis (gray squirrel), 2780 nucleotides long. It is a transcript of the gene Abra, whose product is annotated as actin binding Rho activating protein. Gene Ontology annotation, cellular component: sarcomere. Gene Ontology annotation, biological process: positive regulation of Rho protein signal transduction; positive regulation of transcription by RNA polymerase II. The transcript has 2 exons. Gene Ontology annotation, molecular function: actin binding. Lineage: Eukaryota; Metazoa; Chordata; Mammalia; Rodentia; Sciuridae. The coding region runs from base 81 to 1226 and encodes 381 amino acids. The record is from RefSeq and is a predicted model, not a curated record.
UAUUUAAAUCCCAGGAACUUCACUGAACCACGCUCAUUUUAGCCAGUGCCCCGGCUAUCAGCACAGAAGAGACAGGGAGCAUGGCUCCAGGAGAAAAGGAAAGGAUGGAGGGCCCAGCCAAGAGUGCCCUCCGGAAGGUACGCACAGCCACCCUGGUCAUCAACUUGGCUCGGGGUUGGCAGCAGUGGGCGAAUGAGAACAGCACCAGACAGGCCCAGGAGCCUGCAGGCUGGGUUCCUGGAGGGACCCAGGACCAGUCCCAAGCUCCUAAACCAGCAAUAGACCCCAUCCCCCACCUGAAAGCUCAGAGUGCCCCAAAAUCUCCAUCCUCAAAGCCAGAGGGAUGUGGAGAUGGACACAGCUCAGAGGAAGCCACUGAGGUCUCCCAUAUCAAAAGGAAAGAGGUGACCAAAACAGUUGUCAGCAAGGCUUAUGAGAGAGGAGGUGAUAUGAGCUCCCUUAGCCACAGGUACGAGAAUGACAGUGGCAUGCCUGAACCUGGACAGCCAGAGAAUGACAUCGACAGGAGGCUCCACAGAUACGACUCCCCGACAAGGAGGAGAAAAUGUGCCAACCUGGUGUCUGAACUCACCAAAGGCUGGAAAGUGGUGGAACAGGAGGAGCCCAAGUGGAAGAGUGACAGCAUAGACACAGAGGACAGCGGCUACGGAGGGGAGACAGAGGAGAGGCCCGAGCAGGAUGCAGUGCAGGUGGCGGCUACUAGGAUCAAACGCCCCUUGCCCUCCCAGGCAAACAGAUUUACAGAGCAACUCAACUGCAAGGCCCAUCGGAAAUACAGCCAGGUGGACAAUUUGAAAGGGAGAUGGCAACAGUGGGCUGAUGAACACAUACAAUCCCAGAAGCUAAAUCCUUUCAGUGAAGAAUUCGACUACCAGCUGGCCAUGUCCACUCGCCUGCACAAAGGAGACGAGGGCUAUGGCCGUCCCAAGGAGGGAACCAAAACUGCUGAAAGGGCCAAACGAGCAGAGGAGCACAUCUACAGAGAAAUUAUGGAGCUGUGCUUCGUCAUCCGCACAAUGGCUCGCCACAGACGCGAUGGGAAGAUCCAGGUUACUUUUGGAGAACUCUUUGACAGAUAUGUUCGCAUUUCAGAUAAAGUAGUGGGCAUUCUCAUGCGUGCCAGGAAACACGGACUGGUGCACUUUGAAGGAGAGAUGUUGUGGCAAGGUCAGGAUGACCAUGUUGUGAUCACUCUACUGGAGUGAGGCUUCGGGAAUAAAAGUCAAACUUGACCCUCUCCUGUCUUACUACAAAAUGCUAAUGCAUUAAAUAUUAAAAACACAAAUUGCUCUGUAAUAAGUCUGUAAAUAUUAAAACAUUUUUACAUAAAUGACUUUUGGGCUCUCUACUUCUGUGAAGAAGCUUGAAGCUUUUGAGAAAGCACAGAAAGCAUGUAAAAUGUUAUUAAUAUAUACUACUACUAUUAAUAUUUGAAGUUCCACUUAUCUUUAAAAGCAAAAAUAUUUGGCAAUUCACUGCAGAUAUUAUUACAGAUAUUUAAAUAUUAGCUCAAAGAAGAACGCUGACUUCAGGAAAAGAUCAGCAGAACAUAUUAUGAUGUCAAUGUCAUUUUUCAGGGGGAAAAAUCCAUUAAAUUGGGUUAAACAAAAAUUUUCCAAGAAACUUGACUUCUUGCUAUUUGUUUUUAAUCAUAGCAUCUUAUGAAAUAGGUACAUACAUAAAAAUGUUUUCAAUAAGAUGUUUAAGUUGUUGAAGUUCCUCUGAGGGCUGAGAUUUUGAUAAGUUUCUGGAGUAGUUAGCCUUUCUUCCGUGUGACAUGCAAAUUCCAUGUUAUGGUUGAACUAUGAGGUGUCCCCCAACAGCUCAUGUGUGAAACAAUGCAAAAAAGUUUAGAGAUGAAAUGAUUGGGUUAUAAGAGCCUUAACCUAAUCUGUGCAUUAAUCCACUUGAAUGGAUUAACUGGGUGGUAAGUGUAGGAAGACAGGGUGAGGCUGGAGGAGGUAGGCACUGGGGGCCGACUUUGGGGUGUUUUGUUCCUGGUGAGCAGAGUUCUCCCCUGCUUCCUGAUUGUCCUGAGCUGCUUUCCUCCUUCACACCCUUCCACCAUGAUGCUCUGAAUUACCUGGGUCCCAGAACAAUGGAGUUCACUGUCCAUGGACUGAGACAUGAAAUCAGGAGCCCCAAAGAAAAUUUCCCUCCUCUAAAAUUGUCCGUGUCAUGUCUUGGUCAUAGCAAUGAAAAAACUGAGUAAAACAUUGCAUGAAAACAGAAACCAGGGUGGCUGGUGGUCUCAGGUCUGAUAAAGAAGUUCAAACUUAUGUCAAAGUUCAAUGAAAGUGAAAUAUAGAACAUUCUAUGAAGUAGGAUGUUCAGUGUAGAAAAAUCUCAUAGAAUCAUUGUUGAAUUAAUAAUUUGAGAUACUUAAUUUUCUCCAUUCUCUACAAAGACAAUUUUAUGAAAUAUUUAAAAGUCUAAAAAUUGCAAUACCAGUUCUGCAAAGGUUAAAAAAAGGCACAGUAAAUUUGAUGACAAGGAGAAAAUUAUUUGAUACUAGCCUGCUGGUUGUCAGUUUUUCUCCUUAAUUAGAUUUAAUGUGUUUUACAUAAUCCUAAACAAAAACUGAAUAAAAUGUUAGAUUAUAAUUCUUAUUGAAUUCAAUAAAAAGUUACUAAAAUGCAUUAUUAAAGGCUUUUGUUAUUAUAUAUAAAAAUUAAUGUCAAAUUAUUUCUUGAAAUAAAAGACAUUCAUAUUUGUUAUUUGUUAGGUUUAAAAUAAAAUACAGGUCAAACUGUCUUAAG